AUGAGUACAGAAGAAAAUGACCCCCUUUUAGCCGCGUUAAAUGCGGACGAUCAACACAAUGAGACACAACAAGAAUCAUUAGAUCCAGAAAGAGAGAGAGCACUUGGUAAAUUUAAAGAUAAAUUGAUUGAGCACAGAAAAUGGGAUGCUAGAUUGAAGGAGUUGAGAAUGAGUAUACGGGGCCUAGACAAAGAUUUUGAUAAGACUGAGAAUGAUAUCAAAGCACUACAAUCUGUGGGCCAAAUUAUUGGCGAGGUUUUGAAACAAUUAGAUGACGAACGAUACAUCGUAAAAGCAUCCAGUGGCCCAAGGUAUAUAGUCGGACGCCGAAACACUAUAAAGCAAGAGAAUUUGAAGAGUGGUGUUCGAGUUUCCUUGGACAUGACAACGCUUACAAUAAUGAGAAUAUUGCCAAGAGAGGUUGAUCCAUUAGUUUAUAAUAUGACAACAUUCGAACCUGGUGAAAUUUCAUUCAAUGGUAUCGGUGGUUUGACUGACCAAAUAAGGGAAUUGCGUGAAGUAAUUGAGCUACCCUUAAAGAACCCAGAAUUGUUCACUAGAGUUGGUAUCAAGUCACCUAAAGGUGUCUUAUUGUAUGGCCCACCGGGAACGGGUAAAACUUUGUUAGCUAAGGCCGUUGCAGCUACUAUUGGUGCUAAUUUCAUUUUUUCUCCGGCAUCCGCCAUAGUUGAUAAAUAUAUUGGAGAAUCUGCUCGAUUGAUCAGAGAAAUGUUCGCAUAUGCUAAAGAACAUGAACCAUGUAUUAUAUUCAUGGACGAAAUUGAUGCAAUUGGAGGUCGUCGGUUUAGCGAGGGUACUUCGGCGGAUAGAGAAAUUCAACGUACGUUGAUGGAAUUGUUGAAUCAAAUGGACGGGUUUGACACACUUGGUCAAACUAAAGUGAUUAUGGCCACCAACAGGCCCGAUACUUUGGAUCCUGCCUUGCUCAGAGCAGGUAGGUUAGAUAGAAAGAUUGAGAUAGGAUUGCCUAAUGAAGCGGGGAGAUUAGAGAUAUUCAAGAUCCAUACAUCUAAAGUAGCUAAACACGGGGAGUUUGACUUUGAUGCCGCAGUGAAGAUGAGUGAUGGCUUUAAUGGUGCAGAUAUUAGGAACGUCAUAACUGAGGCCGGAUUCUUUGCUAUCAGAGAUGAGAGAGAUUAUAUCGUGCAAAAUGACUUAAUGAAAGCUGUCAGAAAAGUAGCAGAUGUCAAAAAGUUAGAGGGGAAAUUAGAUUACGAAAAGCUAUAA
Molecule: messenger RNA, 1248 nt
Organism: Priceomyces carsonii
Lineage: Eukaryota; Fungi; Ascomycota; Pichiomycetes; Serinales; Debaryomycetaceae
Gene: RPT4
Product: proteasome regulatory particle base subunit
Exons: 1
Coding region: 1-1248 (415 amino acids)
Biological process (GO): positive regulation of RNA polymerase II transcription preinitiation complex assembly
Cellular component (GO): proteasome regulatory particle, base subcomplex; cytosolic proteasome complex
Molecular function (GO): ATP hydrolysis activity; ATP binding; proteasome-activating activity
Source: RefSeq, a predicted model, not a curated record